AUGGCCUUACGUUUCAACGAUGACAAUAGUCGCUCAUCAUUUCCAAUGUAUUUUGGUCGUCAAACAAAAUUUGGUGACGCUGCUUCUACACCAUUGAAAUUGAUUAAACUGCAUGUUGAACAACAAGUGAAUGCAAACUUUCCGCUCAUACAUCAAGUAGCAACAACAAUGACAUUUAAAAAUGAUUAUAAUCGAGUAUUAGAAGGAGCUUUAGAAUUUACAUUACCUGAAAAAGCAACGAUUUGUGGAUUCGGUCUCGAUAUUGAUGGUAUCAUUGUUGAUGGUGUUGUUGUUGAAAAAGAGAAAGCUCGUAUUACAUUCGAAAAAGAAGUUCGAAAAGGUGUUGAUCCUGGAUUAGUCGAAAUGGUUCAAGGAAAUAUAUUUCGUACAAGAGUUUAUCCAAUACAAGCUGGAGGUAUACGAAUAGUACGUGUCAUUUAUCAAGAUCAAGCAAAAGUUGAAAAUGAUCAUUUUAUAUUCAAUAUUCCGAUCUACUUCACUACUACUCUCGACAAUUUAGAUAUUUCAUUAAUUUGUGCACAUGCACCAAAUCAUUCUCAACCACAAUUUCUUUCAAAUGUUAAAUUUCAACAGCCUUUUAUUAAUGCAAAUAGAAAAUAUAGUUCUGAACUUCAUCUAGUCAAUGUUAAACCAUUGGAAGGUGAACAGUCUAUGACGUACAUGUUACAAAAUUUAGCACAAGAACAAGCCCUUUGCAGUGUAGAAGUUGAUUCCGAUGAUCGUAAUCAAGCCUAUUUUGCUCUAAGCUAUAUGCCAUCAUUCCAACAAUGCAAUACAAUGAUAGAUAAUUAUGAAAAAGCAAUGUCCAUCUGUCUACUAUGGGAUGCAAGUUUAAGUCGAGUCAAUGUUGAAAAUCGUAAUCAUGAAAUAAAUAUUCUCAAGAAUAUAUUGAAUAUUUGGCAAUCCAAUGGUAUCAGUGUAAACAUAACUGUCAUUGUAUUUCGAGAUGUACUUGAAGAACCGAACACAUUUCAACUACAUGAUAAAGAUUAUUGGUCAAAACUUAGUCAAUUUUUAACUGCUUUAUCAUAUGAUGGGGCAACAAAUAUAUUUCAACUAUCUACAAUUUCAACAAUUAUACCAAAUAUAACACACUGUUUUCUGUUUAGUGAUUGUCUUUCGACCAUUGGCAAUAAUGAUCCGACACAGUUGAAUCAAUUAACGAUAAAACCACUUUGGAUAUUUAAUGCUAAUGCGGCACAUGAACCAAAAAAUUUUUCAUUGAUUAAUUAUCUAACUAAUGUCAGCGGUGGCGGUUAUAUUUCGCGUGACAAAAUCAUGGGACAAAAUAGUGCAAACCAUAUCGUUCAAUGGAUUGAUAAGCCACAAGCAAGAUAUAUAAGUACAGAUAUUAUCACUAAUGCAAAUGUUCAUGAUAUUUAUCCGAGUCAUUCAAUUGUGUUAAUACCAAAUGCAGAAAGAUUUAUACUCGUCGGAAAAAUGUCAUCAACAGUUUCAGCUAAAAUUGCUAUUAAUUUUUCUAUCUUGAAUCAAACGCAUCGUAAAGAAUUAAUAAUAGAUAGCGCAGAUUCAACAUCUGAAAACUAUGGAUUAUUACGUCGUUUAUAUGCAAAACAAAUGUUAACUGAAUUAACUGCAUUUCCAGAAAAAAAUAAAAAACGUAUACUAGAUAUUGGUAUGAAAUAUUCAAUUGUGAAUGAUUUUACAUCCAUACUUGUCCUGGAAACAUUAGAACAGCAUAUUGAACAUAAUAUAUCUCCACAUCCAUCACGUACAGCAUUAUACAAUGAUUAUAUGAAAUAUCAGCAGAAUAAAAAUCAUAAAGAAACCACUAAAACUGAAGCGAAACUGGCAGCUGUCUUAAAUUUAUGGCAAGCACGAUGCGCAUGGUAUGAUAAAGCGAUAACCGACACAGACCGUAGAAAUGCAUUCAAAAAGAAAACUUCUAGUCGGCAUGACAGGGAAGUACGUAGCCUACGACAACGAAUGCAACCUUAUUCGGGCUCUGCUAUGAGUCCCAUAUCUUACGAAGCAAACCUAUGCGCAAUGAAUGACACAAUGGAAUGCGAAUCAUCGGAAGACAUGAGUUAUUCACGUAGUUUUGCAUCAUUUAUAGAACCACGUUUGGAAUUACGCUCGGCCCAAUUGAGAAACUCUGUAGAAAUGUUUUCGAAUGAGAACUAUGUGAACGAAUAUGCUUCCAAUGAUUAUUCUCUUGUCAACCAAUUAAGAUCGCAUAGUGUAGUUCAACAUACCUUCAAUGAUAUAUCUACUACAAGUAAUAAUAACAAUAAUACUACCAGCAGUACUCAUACAAUUACUCUUCAAAAUUGGGAUCCAAAAACACCAUACAUGGAAAAAAUUAAAUCAAGCAGCAACUUACAAACAACUUACGAGGUUUAUUUAGAUGAACGUCAAUCAUAUUCUAAAUCACCUUCAUUUUAUUUUGAUGUAGCAUCCUAUUUUUUCUCACAAGCUAAUUCUGUAAUACCGAAGCCAUCAUUAAUUGACAAAUUUAACCAACAAUAUUCAAUUUCAUUGUUUGGCAUUCAAUUAUUUUCAAAAAAAACCGACAGCAACAGUAAUGCUAGUAAUUCCAGUGUAAACAAAUAUCACAUUUUUGGUUUACGUAUUUUAACAAACGUAUUAGAACUAGAACUGGAAUCACCGCAAUUAUUACGAACUUUUGCUUAUAAACUUGUCGAGCUUGGUCUUUUGAAUUUAGCUGAGAAUGUUUUACGACAUAUCGUAAAUUUAAGAUCGGAUGAACCACAAUCAUAUCGAGAUCUAGCAUUAUUAUUGCAAGAAUCCAAUAUUCAAAAUAAGAAUAUUGCGGAAAUAUCAGAUCUAUUUAAAACAGUUAUAUUGGGUGAGUGGGAUGAACGUUUUACUGAAAUUGAAGUUACAACAUUGCACGAAUUUAAUUGGUUUCUAUUUGAAUUUCAUCAACAACAACAAAUAUCUAAUUCUCUUGAUAAUCGUCUAAUUCGUCAUUUACCAGUCGAUUUAAGAAUUGUUAUGAUCUGGGAUACAAAUGAUACAGAUGUUGAUUUGCAUGUCAUUGAACCAACCGGUGAAGAAUGUUACUAUUCUCAUAAAAAUACAGCCAUUGGUGGCAUGAUAAGUCGUGAUUUUACACGUGGCUAUGGACCAGAAGAAUAUCUGAUUCGAAAGGCGGUGAAAGGUACAUAUACAGUUCGCGCAAAAUAUUUCGCUAAUCAUCAACAAAGUCUAACUGGUGCAACAACAAUAAUGGUACACAUUUAUAAAUAUUAUGGCCAAUCGAAUCAACAAAAAGAAAUGGUUACACCACGAUUGGAUAGUAACAAGGAAAUGAUUGACGUAUGUAAAGUGGAAUUCGAUGAUCAUGUCGAACGAAAAUCACAAAAUAUGACAACUCAUGAUCACAAAUCGAAUACGAAUGUUCAUGAAAAUGUGACUUAUGAUGGAUGUGAUAUGUCACCAAUAAAAGGUGAUCGUUAUAAAUGUUUAUUUUGUCCAGAUAUUGACUUUUGUCAAUCAUGUCAUUCGGCUAGUAGAUCAUACAAUGAUCCGAAUCAUUUAUACAAUCAUCCAUUGUUAUGCAUUAAAGAUUCAAAUGAAUACAUAGAGGCGCUUUACAUACAGAAUCGUAGUAAAAUUAUUCAUACAAACAUUCAAUGCAAUUCAUGUUUUAUGCAACCGAUAAUAGGCAUUCGUUAUCAAUGUAUUUGUGGAAUAAAUUUAUGUGAAAAAUGCGAAUUCGUGGGUUUGCAUGAUAAAAAUCAUCAUCGCACAAAAAUAACUACACCAGUAUAA
Molecule: messenger RNA, 3780 nt
Organism: Rotaria sp. Silwood2
Lineage: Eukaryota; Metazoa; Rotifera; Eurotatoria; Philodinida; Philodinidae
Source: the annotation of a GenBank genome assembly